Dinoponera quadriceps is the source of this 3590-nucleotide messenger RNA. Its product is annotated as BRISC and BRCA1-A complex member 1-like. Gene Ontology annotation, biological process: double-strand break repair; protein K63-linked deubiquitination; mitotic G2 DNA damage checkpoint signaling. The coding region runs from base 453 to 1412 and encodes 319 amino acids. Gene Ontology annotation, cellular component: nuclear body; BRCA1-A complex; BRISC complex. The record is from RefSeq and is a predicted model, not a curated record. The transcript has a single exon. Lineage: Eukaryota; Metazoa; Arthropoda; Insecta; Hymenoptera; Formicidae.
UCCAUCCUCUCGGACGGAGUGUCGUUGGGAACUGCGUCUCAUCCAUCCGUCGGAGGUGGUAAUAAGAGAAAGAAGAAGGGAAAUUUCGUAUGGUGUAAUCGACACAUGUGAUAUGAUUCUCGAGUCAUUUCCGCCCGCUGAAAGUAAAGCUGCCGAAGGCAAUUACCAGGUUACCUGAGUUACUCGAGUUGUCGCGCUUCGAUUGACGUCGACCUAACCUAGUUCAUGCCCGAGGAUGUCGUCGGGAAUCGCGCGUUCCUCGAGUUAGGUCACGAGAAGUGCGACGGGAGAAGGGGACGAAAAGUCGAGAAAGUGCCAUUGUGUUCCCCGAUAGGGGCGAUACCCCUGUGUUCGUGCGUGCGGAAAGAGCAAGCCCGAAGAAAAGAUACCUAAGAUCGGAGGUAUAGGUUAGGUCAGGUUAGCUCACGUAUCCGCGGACAGAUCCCCCAAGUAUGUCAAAUAAGGAGUCGGAGGACGAGGUGCAGAUAAUAUCCGAGAAAUUGCAGGCCGCCACGACGCUCGAUCCGCCGGCGCACAACAACGCGCAGCAGGCAGCCUGCAGGGGCUCCCGGAAAUCCGUCAACAAUGGCUCGUCGCCGUGCCAGCCGGUGGUGGACGACAAGAAGGUCUCUUGCGUUGCCGCCGGCGGGGACUUCCACGUGGUGACGAGGAACCUGCCUGAGCUCAAUCUGCCGGAGAAGAUCCUCAUCGUCAUCGACACGGUGAGGGAGCAGCAGUGCACACCCUUCAAGCUCGGCACCGGGGCCACGUACUCGCCGCUCUACAUGAUCAAGCGCGCGGUCGAGAGCUUCGUCCACGCCAAGUCGACCAUCCAGAUGAGCCAUGAGUUCGCGCUGAUGACCGUCGACGCGCGGAGCAUACACUGGCUCUGCGACUACACCAGCGACAUCAGGACGGUGCUGGUCCAUCUGGACGGCGUGAGCGAGGACGUGGUGGACGAGGAGCAGCGGAUCUACGACCUGGACCAGCUGUUCGAGGCGAUCUACACGCGGAUCACGAUACCGACGACGAGGGAGCAGAGCGCGCCGGCCGCGCCCACCUUCACCUCACGCGUCAUCCUCAUCUACGGACGCUCCAACUCGAUCCCCAAGUUCCACAACGGCCGGAAAUACCUUUACGACCUCACCGAUAACCCGUACUUUUUCCUGGACGUGCUGUUCGUGCACGAGCCACCCGGGGAGGACAACAGGUGCGAGGAGGUGUACGCCGAGAUCACCACGUUGGACACGACGAACCUGUCGUACAUCCUGGAGGUCGGCCGGAACGCCGCCAACAUACACAACAACAUGGCCAAGCUGUUGGCCCAUCCGCUGCAGCGACCGUUGCAGAACGACGCCUCCUACACGCUCUACUCAACCCAGGCCGCUCAGGAAGCGCACACCAACGUGUAGUGAUCGAUGGCUGACCGGUUUCUCGCGAGCGACACUUUCGUCCCCGAGGCGUGUCUCGUCGUGCCGCUUCGAGCCCGCGUCGGAUCGGACGUUGGGGACUGCGGUUGGAGAUCAGGACUCGACGAACCGUGUCGAACCGCGCGAUAAGAACUAGUAAUUUUCUAUCGAAUCAUCUGUAAUGCGUGUAAACGUGGGCAGAACUGACGGCAUGGGGGAAAACGUUGCGUCAAUCUAAAUUCAGAUUUCGGCUGUCGGGAGAAAAACAGUGAUGUGUUCAGAUUAGAUUCAACAAUGUUGUUGAAUCGGGAAGAUUGACUCCAAUUAUACGACGCUGUUCGACCAAUUCGAUCGAUGCAACAGCUUUUUUCCCCGUACGUCUUUGUCGCAAAAGUGGGAUAUCGGUUUAGUAUACUGCUGUUUGCACGCAUUACCGAAGUAAAUGCAUUGUUGGAGAUCAAGGAUGAGCGGGAGCUUGGUCUUUAAUUUACUGGUUAAUUUCUGGCUUAGACUUAACCUGAUGAUGAUGUAAUAAUUAUGUUUUUCUAUUCAUAGUUAAUCGUCACAUUUUAAGAGACUUACCGUUUACAAAAUUAUCACUUUAAUGAUCAACCGUAAAUAGAAAAACACAAUGUUUGCAUCAUCAUCGUCAUCAGUUUAAAUCCGAGUCACAAGUUGACCGGAAAAUGGAAGAUCGAGAGCCUAGAAGUCAAUAAGUUGCUUAAUUUCGAUCUUGACUCACCUUCCGCAAUCCUCGAUUUUCAACACUCGAUCUGGUCUUCGAUAUCGGCUCGUUUGAGCCUCGGGAAUUGGACAAGUUCCAAUCUUCAAUUUUCAACACUUACUUUGAUACAGACUACACGGAAGAUCAACGCGCUCGUUAUCGUCCCGUAAUUUCGUUUUGAUGUCCACCAGUACGAAAACAACCGUCCAUUGUCGUCCGAGUUAUCGACAGGAACGAAUAAAAAUUUUGUGCCACACCGUUCGUAAAGUAAGUCUCGCGAGCGAAUCGAGCGCGUGAGGUCUCAUAGUGGCUCGAGUCUAAAGUUUCAAUAAUUUCAGAUCGCGCACAUUGCGACGAGGCGGAGUAUCAUUCGCUUUGCUGAGCUCAGUGCUUCGCAGAACGACCGUUCGACACGCGUAGCAACUAGUAAUCUCGUACUAAAUCCUUGUUUCGGCCUCGUAAACGACAACCGUGUGGAACCGAUCACUAGUCUUCUUCAUGCAUUCUAGUUUUAAAGGUUCGGAGAGAAUUGGUUUCUUGAAUUUUCGUGCUGCUCUUUUCGGCUUCUUUCUGUGGAAAGAUCGGUUGAAUUAACGGAUCGAGCGCGUUUCGGCCGUUCGGGAAUUUUCACGAGCCAAAUGCUGUUUUCAUUCUAUUUUAACCUUUAUUUUUUUUUUGCGAUAAUUGUUGUUUCGUACUUCCUUGCGCUCGAGGGGAAUUGUCCCACCAGUGCACGGAAACGCACUUAUUCAUUUUUGUUCUCUCUCUCUCUCUCUCCAUGUGUGUCCCCCGCAGGAAUCGCGUGUCCACUGUCUCGGCUGCUCUUACACCGCACUGCAGCAUCGUCCACCAGGUCACGUCAUUUGUACUACGUCGUCCGCUCGAGCGGCUGUCGCUAAAGCUCGUCUUGCACGCUUCGGGCCUUCGCAGAAUGACCGACUUAUCAAUCGAAGAGGAUAUUUUAUACCUCAGCUCUUUGUCUCUAAGUAACGCACAAUGACUGUCUUGUGUCUUAAACCAAAAACACCGUUCCGUCGUGAGGGGAAAUAAAUAAAUUUAAUCAAUAAAUAAAUUCGGAUAAAGAUUGGGGGGGGGGGCAUAAAAUAUCGUCUGGAAAUUGCAAGUCAAUCCUUCUGCUUACGCUCUUUCGUGCUGAAAGCGUCGUUCUAUCUUCACUUCUCGUCAGAUAUCGAAGAAAGAUCAAACCAGCGUUGUGAUAUUUUUCAAACUACUAACCACAGACAGAGAUAUUGAAAUGUAAAUAGAUACAGAUAUAAAUGUUCGAAGUAAAUAACUAGAUAUAGAUACAUACACCGUGAGAAUGUACCUGGAUACACUUCAUGAAGUAUAUAUUCUCAUAGUAUAUAUAUAUACACAAUUAUUUAUCUCAAAUUUACAUCUGUAUCUACUUACACUUCUUCUUCAAUAUCUGUAUCUAACUACGUCGAAAAAAUAUU